AUUCUCACAGACCAGAAACCGGUGAAGAAGGAGGGCUUGGGGGUCCACCACCCCACCCAGCCCAGGAAGUCUCACAGUUGGACCUCGCCCCAGCUCUGUGAGUCGACUGAGGGAGACAGAGCUGCAGACAGCCAGAGAGGAGCAGAGACCAGGGCUCACUCAGGCGACUCCGGCCCGGGCAUCAGUUUCUCUGCGUCCCUCAGGACAGGCAGAGCCAUGCUGGGCCCCCACCUCCCACCCCCGCCCCUGGGACCCAGUGAAGGCAGGUCUACCCCCUGCACCUUUGGGAUUCCUGAUGGGAGCUACAGGUGUCUGGCCUUGGAGGCCGAGGAGAGCGGCGGUGAGGAGGGCCUGCUGGGAGAGGCAGGGCUCACGGACUUGGAGGAAGACAGGGUGGCCAGCAGGAGCGGGGACAAUGCCUGCAGAGCCACCCAAGGGGCACCACAGCUUCCCAGGGCCCUGGGCCUCCAGCCACCCAGCUGUUCCAGGGAGGCACGAGGGGAUUCCCAGCAUGACGACAGAGCCAGCCAGGACUGGGACACGAUGAAGGCCCGGCAGGUGAUGACAGCCAGCCUCAGCCCCAGCCUUGGGCCCAGGGUUGCCCAGAAACCAGCAUUGGGCCGGAGCACCAGCCUCACCGAGAAGGAUCUAAAAGAGGCCAAGGCGAGGAGCCAGCAGAUCGCAGCCCAGCUGACCACCCCUCCCAGCUCCAACUCCCGCGGAGUCCAGCUCUUCAACAGGCGCCGGCAGAGGGUGAAUGAGUUCACCUUGGAGAGCCACGGCCAGAGGGGACAGAAGCCCAGCCAGGAGUCCCUCCGAGUGACCCCUGCCAGCCCCACAGGCCAUGCCCCAGGGCUCAGCCUGAGUGCCACCUCAGUCCCUAAGCCAGGCCCUCCGAGAAACCCCAACUGCCAGAGCUCUGAUAUAAGGGUCCCUGGUCACAGCAUGGAGGGCUGCUCAGAGGAGGCCAGCUUGCUGCGGCACCUGGAGAAGAUGGCCAGUGAGGAGGACACCACGCUCAUCACUCCAGCUUCUAACAGCAACCACAACCUGCCAGCCACAGAUGUCAAUCAGAACCUACCGGCAACUGUCACCCCGCAGAGCCUGCCACUUUCUAGUGUCCAACAGAAUUCUUCAGAAGCACAACUCCCGCCUAAUGGCACAGUGCCAGAUUUCAAACCCAGCACCCUGUGUGCUGGUGGGCAGCCCCAGGAGCCAGCUGCAGAGGUGAGAUCCAGCACCCUCGUAAUUGAUAAGGUAUCAGCUCCAUCUACCACCACCAGCGCCUUCUCCAGAGAAGUUACUCCCAUCUCCAGCUCCGGGCCCCCAGCCCCAGAUUUCAUGUCCAGCUCCCUGCUCAUCGAUGUCCAGCUCGGCGCCCCAGUGGUGUCAGCAGAACAAGAGAUGUCCGGGCAGGCAGCCACAACCAUGCCCACCAAGCUGUACAGUGAGGUCCACCUCACGCUGGCCAAGCCCCCAUCCGUGGUCAACAGGACAGCCAGGCCCUUUGGGAUCCAGGCUUCAGGGAGCACCAGCCAGAUGGAGCGGAGCCCCAUGAUAGAGAGACGACAUCUUGGGGAGAAGGCCCCAGCUACCCAGCCCCCCAGCAUAGCAGACCGGAGCCCUCGGCCACAGAGACACGUAAUGUCCCACAGCCCCAUGCUGGAGAGGAGGCCCAUGGCACAGCGAAGCCCCGCCUUGGAGAGACGCCCCUUGGGAGCCUUCACCCCGCCCCCUACCUAUGCUGAGACCUUGUCCACGGCCCCCCUGGCUUCCCGGGUUAGGUCUCCCCCCUCUUACUCUGCCCUGUACCCCUGCUCCGACCCUAAGCCUUCUCAUCUAAGGGGCCAGGUGGUUCCUGCCAGCAAGACAGGCAUUCUGGAGGAGUCAAUGGCCCGCAGGGGCAGCCGGAAAUCCAUGUUCACCUUCGUGGAGAAGCCCAAGGUGACCCCGAAUCCAGACCUGCUGGAUCUGGUCCAGACGGCUGAUGAGAAGAGGAGGCAGAGAGACCAGGGGGAGGCGGGCGUGGAGGAGGAGCCCUUCGCGCUGGGGGCCGAGGCCUCCAACUUCCAGCAGGAGCCCACAGCCCGGGACAGGGCCAGCCCCGCGGGCGCCGAGGAGACUCUCCCCGAGUGGGCCUCGUGCCUCAAGUCGCCGCGCAUCCAGGCCAAGCCGAAGCCCAAACCCAACCAGAACCUCUCCGAGGCCUCCGGGAAGGGGGCUGAGCUCUACGCCCGCCGCCAGUCCCGGAUGGAGAAGUACGUCAUCGAGUCUUCGGGCCACACGGAACUGGCCCGCUGCCCUUCGCCCACUAUGUCCCUGCCUUCAUCCUGGAAGUACUCCACGAAUGCGCCUGGUGGCUUCCGAGUGGCAUCCCGAAGCCCAGCUCGGACCCCGCCUGCCUCCUUCUACCAUGGCUACCUGCCUGAGAAUGGGGUCCUGCGCCCAGAGCCCACCAAGCAGCCACCCUACCAGCUGCGGCCCUCGCUGUUCGUCCUCUCACCCAUCAAGGAACCUGCCAAGGCCUCGCCUAGAGCUGCCUCGCCCAGAGCCGCCUCACCUGCCAAGCCGAGUUCCCUGGACCUGGCACCCAGCCUGCCCAAGGCGGCCCUCCCGCCGUCUCCUGCCUUGCCUCGGCCCUCCCGCAACUCACCGGGCCUCUACACCUCCCCUGGCCAGGAUGGCCUCCAGCCCACUACCGUGAGCCCUACCUACAGCAGUGAUAUCUCCCCCGUGUCUCCCUCCAGGGCCUGGUCUCCCCGAGCCAAGCAGGCCCCCAGGCCCUCCUUCUCCACCCGUAAUGCCGGGAUCGAGGCUCAGGUGUGGAAGCCUUCCUUCUGCUUCAAGUAACGGACCCCACGGGGAUCCCGCUGCCUGUCAGGGCCCCCCUCUCAGAGGGCUGGAUGGAGAGCUGAUAUGGCAGGAGGUGGCACAGGGCUGACAGUCAGGAGUAUGUGGACUCAGGGCUCAAGGGCUGACGCUGCCAGCGGCUAGCUUUGUGAUCUUGGGCAGGCCACCUCUCCUCUCUGAGCUGCAGCUGCCCCUUCCCUACCACAGGUGGCUGGGCUCCAUGUCUGAAGGAUCUGAAGCCUGCUGCUGGGUGGGGAGGAGGGUCCCUGAGAGAAAGCUCCCUUGGAAGGCCCUAACGAGGCUGGGGGACUUCCCUUGGCCUUUGUGAGCAGUAGGGAUGCCAGCGUCUUGCUGGGUAAAGGCCUACAAGGGAACUAACAGGGGCUUCUGGAACAAACAGAGCCUGCCCGUGCCUGUGGAACCAGCCAGCCAAGGGCCUGCCUCCUCAGCCGCCCCGGUGGGCCUGCCCUCAUUGUGGCCCCAGCUCUGGCAUCUUUCUGCCUGUUGCUGGAUUCUCACCUCCACAGGUCUCUCUUCCACCUCUGCCUUCUGGACACUGUUUCUUUUCUGCUGCUUCAGAGACCUUUGCCUUGGCCUUCAUAUUUUCUUCUCUCCUGGGUUCUGCUGGAUGAGGACUUAGCCCACCACUGCUGUCUGAUGCUUUUCUUCCUGCCCCUCUGCUCAGCUGCCUCUGUGCCCUCUCCAAACAUCUGGCUCCGCUUUCUAGACAGCUAAUGCAGUUUAUCCCAGACCUCAGUCCUGAUUCCACCUGGCUUGCCCUCACUGUUCUGGGGUGUGGGAGGCCCCAGGGGAUCCCUGAGAGAGAGCCCUGUAAAAGGAUGUGCAGUGGUGGGUGUGCAGCUAGAAGAGAGCCGCUAGUGAUGUAUCCAUUGGCUGUUUUGGCUUAACCUCAGCCAAGAUCUACACGACUAAAAGCAGCCAUUUCCGUGCAGUAGUAGAGGCCACAGGGGGAGAGGCGGGAGAGGCAGACUCUGGUCCCAUCUCAGCCUCCCACUUGCUGUGUGACUUUGGCCAAGUCACUUUCCCUUUCUGGGCCUAUUUUCUCAAUGGGGGCCCUCGUAGCUGUGAGAAUCUGUGAGAAUUGAGAGGAUAGGCUGGUGCUUUGGGAGAAAGGCCUUGUAAGUGGUAAGACAGCCCCCCCGGGAAGAGAGGGGAAGGAAUGGUCCUAGUUGCUGUAGGACAGAUGGGGAGAAGAUGUCUGCAAGGGUAUCCUGGGGAGGGUGUGGCUGGAAUGAGCUGCUGCAGGAGGCCCGGGAUCAGAAGUUUAGGUUGGGAUGGCUCAGGCUCAGGACUGCCUGGAGACGGUGGGAGCACAGCAAGGGCUGGGUGGGAGCACAGCAGCUAGGGACGGGACCUAGGAGACCUUAUGGUUUUGAGGGAAAGGCUGGGACUUAUGAGAUCUAGAUUCUAAAACGUGGUCUCCAUGUGUAUCCUUGGGUCUCAGUUUCCCUAUUCACGCUGUGAGGGUUUUGAGUCAGGUAGUCUGAGAUCCUCACCACCUCUGAACCUUUGAUGUGCUGCAGCCCCCUCCACCAAAACCAGGCUUUGUGGGGGGAUGAGAGAAUAUAGACGCAAGAGGCAGAAUUCAGAUGGAAGCUUCCCAAGACUGGGGGCCGAGCACCACCCACUUUCCCUUUCCCAGCCCUAUUUCUGGGCUCCCCGACGAGGCGAGGGGUGGUGGAGGCGGUGCCCAUGCUGGGCUGAGCCUGCAGUUUUCGUGAGCUCUCAGCUCGUCUCCAUGGGAACAGGGGUGCCUUCCCAGUGAGUUCAUUCUGCCCAGAACAUGGGGGCAUGCGUGGGGGAGUCAUGAGUGAGCUCAGCUCCUUCAUGCCAGGCCCCUCCCAGGACAGAGUGAAGCCCCUGUUCCGGACCCCUGCUCCCUUCGACCCCUGAGGGCCAGCAAUGGAAGAGCCCACCCUUCAUCCUGCAGCUCCUGCGGCCAGGCUGGCCAAGCUCUUCCCUCAACUUUGUUUUCUCUCCUGUUCUCAAUACAUUCUGCCUCAAAUCUGUCUUGCUUCUUUCUUUCUUCCGCGUUCGCUGGCUGGUGGUCAGGGCCCUCUCCCUCCUCCCUGAUUCUGGCCUGGGAAGUGGGUGGGGUGGGGGCUGCUCAGUUACUGCGUGUGAGCCUGUGGUACAUCUCCGCGUGCUGCCUGCAUCUGCUGAGUGUCUGGAUCUGCCAAGGGUACAGCUGUGUGCUGGCUUGGAAGUGAGGGCUGCCCUCUUCCCUCCCCGGGUCAGCACUGAGGAACCAAGAUCCUGUGGAAAUUGCAUUCUUCUGUUUUCCUUCAAAGUUUAGCCAAAAAGUCUGUAGAGCAUGGGGAAAACCCAUGCCCCUUAAGGCCCAGCUUUAUUUUAAUUCCUUAAGAGUAGAAUUUAAGUGCCUUUAGCCAGAGCAUAUACUCUUUCCGGUUUCCUCAGGUCACUGCCCCCCCGCAACCCUCCACCCCUAUUAUCUAAAUCUGGCCACUUCCCACAGUCAUCACCACCUGGCUCCUGAAAACAGAGUUUCUGCCCCUGGUGGAGAAGAACAAACUGCCAUCAA
Molecule: messenger RNA, 5413 nt
Organism: Vicugna pacos (alpaca)
Lineage: Eukaryota; Metazoa; Chordata; Mammalia; Artiodactyla; Camelidae
Source: RefSeq, a predicted model, not a curated record